This is a messenger RNA of Salvia miltiorrhiza (redroot sage), 510 nucleotides long. RefSeq lists its product as uncharacterized. NCBI's taxonomy places the organism in Eukaryota, Viridiplantae, Streptophyta, Magnoliopsida, Lamiales, Lamiaceae. The record is from RefSeq and is a predicted model, not a curated record. The transcript has a single exon. Bases 1 to 510 code for a protein of 169 amino acids.
AUGAAGCCAGAAGUCGCUAAUACGAUGAAAUGGAUUCAUAUAGGGGCAAUUCAGUUGGUGAUCAAAUCUGCUCUUUAUCCAGGAACAGAUACACCAAUCGACAUUGCUAUUUGUGAUAAGAGAAUCACAAAUGCAAAGGAUUCAGUAUUGGGAGCCUUUGCAGGCAACCUUUAUGCCAAACAGAUUAUAGCCGAGUUAUAUCCACAGAUCGCUUAUAAUCUCCAAGAUGCAGCCUUCAGCCGAACCCUGACAUUAUAUCAGGAUUACAAGAGGAAGGAGCUAAUGACGGGAGGAAAUAGGCCAUAUUCGAUUACGUAUCAAGUAUCAUAUGCCCUAUCAAAUUCCCACCACACGAAUCUAUUUUUGGGAAAAGAUUUCAUUGAAAUCCCAGAAAUAUGUAAGGAGGUGGCCAAGGCUAUUGGCCCGGAUCACGUUGAAAUCCCACGAUUAAGGGAAAUCGACAUCGACAUUGGAGACAAACAUGUGCUGAAAUACGAGGAAAGUCUCUGA